AUGGACCCUCGCAACGAGAAGCGAGACCUGCUGCUCCCACCGGAGACGCAAACCAUGUACGACACGGCCGUACUAUGCGGACGCUACCUCAAGAACCGCGCUGCUUCCGUCUCCAAGGCCGUCAGGUCGACCGGCGCUGUGGCAUCGCACCUUACCAGCCCCCGACGGUCGUCGUCUCCCGGCGGCCGCGCCAACCACCACACUACCACGACGCCAAAACCCUCGCGAGGGCAAUCCGCAACGGCCUAUCUCUCUGGUGUCCGCGGCAUCGCCGCCGUCAUCGUCUUCAUCUUCCACUCGACAUGGGCUUACAGCAGAAUCGUCGAGGACGGGUACGGCUGGCACGCAGAGGAAGGCGAGAACCUCCACAUCCUCCAGCUGCCCUUUGUGCGGCUCGUCCACGCCGGCCACGCCAUGGUCGGCAUCUUCUUCCUCAUCGGAGGCUACGUCAACGCCAUGAAGCCGCUUCGACUCAUGCGGGAACACCGCCAGGCCGAGCUCGCACCCGCCGUCGCCUCCAGCCUCCUCCGUCGCGGCGUCCGCCUGUGGCUUCCCGCACUGGCCGCCACGUUCACGACAGCGCUGCUCACGUACGCGGGCGUCUUUGAGCCCGCGCGGCACAACAUUGAUACCCUGGAGGGCGUGUUCAACUGGGCCGACUUUCACCCGGGUCGGCAGGACACGCUGAUGGGGACGCUGCGCGACUGGCGACAGCAGAUGAUACAGCUCAUCGACCCGUGGAAGCAGCCGUUCUGGACGCACUACGACCCGCACCUGUGGACGGUGCCGCUCGAGUUCCGCGCCUCGCUCAUCGUCUCGCUGAGUCUCUCCGCCGUCGCCUGCUGCCGCGUCGGCCCGCGCCUCGCCAUCAUGACCCUGCUGACGGUCUUUUCGCUGCGCUUUGACCGGUGGGAGGUGGUGCUGUUCAUGACAGGCGCCAUGCUCGCCGAGCUGGACCUCAUGCGCAGGGACGCGGCGGCCAAGGCGGCGAUGCCGCCGCCGAUGGCUGACUCGCUGGGCAUUGACGACGAGGAUGUCGAGGCCAAGCGCGAGGACGUGCCGCGAAGACCCCCGCGGGCGGAGCGCCGCAUGAUCCAGGGCCUGGGCAUCAUGCUCCUCGCCCUGGCCGGCAUGUACCUCAUGUCGUGUCCGCCGGCGCACCCCGAGGAGACGCCGGGCUUCAUGCUGGUCUGGGAGUGGCUGGUGCCGAGCUGGACGGGCGACGGGAAGCGCUACGUGCACGGCGCCGGCGCCGUGCUGUUCCUCGUCGCCGUGUCGAGCAGCGCGACGCUGCAGCGGCCGUUCCUGACGUCGACGGCGCAGUACCUGGGCACCAUCAGCUACUCGCUGUACAUUGUGCACGGGCCGGUGUUGCACGCGGUGGGCUACGUCGUGACGCCGUGGAUGCUGGCGCGGACGGGCGACGAGACGGACAGGGACUGGGCGACGGCGAUGGUGCUGUCGGGCGCCUUUAACUUUGCAGUGACGCUGUGCGUCGCAGAUGUGUUUUACCGCUUCGUCGAUGUCGGCAGCGUGCGGGUGGCGGCGGCGUUUCAGCGCAUGUGUUCCAUGGGUGGGUAUUAG
This is a messenger RNA of Akanthomyces muscarius, 1584 nucleotides long. RefSeq lists its product as uncharacterized. Gene Ontology annotation, cellular component: membrane. Bases 1 to 1584 code for a protein of 527 amino acids. Gene Ontology annotation, biological process: polysaccharide biosynthetic process. Gene Ontology annotation, molecular function: acyltransferase activity, transferring groups other than amino-acyl groups. The record is from RefSeq and is a predicted model, not a curated record. The transcript has a single exon. Lineage: Eukaryota; Fungi; Ascomycota; Sordariomycetes; Hypocreales; Cordycipitaceae.